This is a messenger RNA of Hippocampus comes (tiger tail seahorse), 2274 nucleotides long. RefSeq names its product cAMP-regulated phosphoprotein, 21 (gene arpp21). The coding region runs from base 129 to 1553 and encodes 474 amino acids. The transcript has 15 exons. NCBI's taxonomy places the organism in Eukaryota, Metazoa, Chordata, Actinopteri, Syngnathiformes, Syngnathidae. The record is from RefSeq and is a predicted model, not a curated record. Gene Ontology annotation, molecular function: nucleic acid binding.
GUCAGGAGGAGGAAGUGGAGAAUGGCAGCACACUCUCGAAAGAAAGCAGUGUGGAGUACCGCGACUCAACGGGUGUGGACCUUCACCGUUUCAUCGUGGACACGCUGAACAGUAACCCCAGAGACCGCAUGAUGAUGCUUAAGCUGGAGCAGGACAUGGUCACCUUCAUCACGGGAGAAAGCACUUUCAAGAAGUUCCCGCACAUGUCUUCGUACCACCGCAUGCUGGUGCACCGCGUGGCCGCCUUCUUUGGCAUGGAGCACAACGUGGACCAGACGGGAAAGUCGGUCAUCAUCAACCGCACCAGCAACACCCGGAUACCGGCGCAGCGUUUCGUGGAUCAGGUUCAGGAUGACAAAGCCGCGGAGAUCCCACACUGGAAAAGCAUUUUGAAACGUAACAGCAGCACAGAUGAGCAGACACGACGCCACACCUUGCGCGACAAGCAAAGCAAGUCUAUGGAGGAGCGAGAGGAAGAGUAUCAAAAAGUGCGAGAGAGAAUCUUCAACCAGGAGCCUCUCUGCACAAAAGAGAGUGGCCACAUUGAGAGCAGGCUCGCAGAGGAAGGCAACCCGUACGCCGAGACCCAGAGGAGAAGGCAGCUCUUCAGGGGCAGCCGUGACAGCUCCGGAUCCAGCUGGACAGGCAGCAGCCGCCAAAGCAGCACCGAGACCGACUGUCGCUACGCCAAUGAGCCCCGGCCGUGGAGCAGCACCGACUCGGAUUCCUCCUCGUGCCAGUGGACCGCCACCGCUCCCAAGCCCCGCCCCCACCCGGCCGCCAAUCCCGGCUGGGAGCCCCAUGGCGCAGCAGGUUCCGUCUCUCUCUACAGGGUGUCCUCCGAGCAACCCGUCAUGGCCGAGACCCCUGCCCACCCCGCUUACAUCCUAGAGAACGGCAUCCCACCGGGAAGCAUCCUGGUCAACCCGCACACCGGACAGCCUUUCCUGAACCCUGAUGGAAGCCCCGUGGUGUACAACCCGCCUGGUGCUCAGCAGCCAAUCAGGAGCCAGAUGCACGGAGCUCCGGCACAGCAGCCUACGCAGCAGCCUACACAGCAGGUGUACUCAUCCGUCUCAUACACGGCCCCGCAGAUGUUGCCCAUGGCCCCUUCACAGCCAUACCCCGCCAUGGAAGACCUGUCGCAGCAGUUUGCCCACGUAGCUGUCAGCUGUCAAUCGGCAGGGGAAGCCGCGCCCAUUUGCCCUCCCGCCCAAGGCUACGUGUUCGCAGCCCCGCCACCGCCGUCCCAUCCCCCUGUCGCCCCUCAAGUUCCCAACCCCCACAACUACUGCCAGCCCUCACCACAGGUGCCUGCCUUCUACUACAGCCAGUAUCCUACCUCAGCUCAACACCCGGUCAAAGCCGCCUCGCCAGGCUGCAGCGCAGGUUAUGUCCCGCAGCAGCAGUCGUACACGGCCAUGUCGCCGCACCACUGUAGCAUUCUUCAGAGCGGGGUUUGUGUGUAUCAACCCAGUAAACUCGGUGAGGCGGGAUACUGCUGCAUGGUGGCACCACCGAAUCCCCACUGUGGUCCCGCCUGGACCACAUAACAUUGAUGACACACACACACACACACACACACACACACACACACACACACACACACACACACACACACACACAUACACGUAUAAAUUUUUCCCUACCGCAUGUUAACACAAAGCACUCUCACAUUAAUGCACUGUACCAAAGCUUCAUAGUACAUCUAUAAAUUUAUAUCUACAGUAUAUAGAAUUAAACACCAGGCUGCUGUAUUGACUGCAUAAUUUAUACUAUACACAAAAUUGAGUUUUAUAUUGAUAUGAAAUGGUUAUAUAUUGUGAUUGAUGCCAAAAAAACGCACUGUGUGUGAAUAUAUUUAAUAAACGCACAUGGCAAAGUCCCGUUUGAUGGAUCCAGGUCAGUCUCUUUCGCGCCGCCGCGGCACGUGCAGUCUCAUGAUACAAUUUUAUUUUCCAAUUAUUCAUAUAAGAACGUUUUUUUUAAAUCUGGAUUUUCUUACUCAGGCUCUUCAGCGCCACCUACUGCCCAAAGAAUGUAACUUCAAGCAUUUUAAAUAUUCGCUUGUACAAAUGGUGUUAAAAAUUUCAUCAUGUCAUAAAGUCUAUCAUUCAAGACAAAGAAAAAAAUCAUAACUAGGCGCUAUUAGUGGCAAAAAAAAUAAAUCAUGCCAUAACCCUUUAAGCACCAACGUUCCAAAAUUGCACAAAGCAACAUUUACAGUCUGGCUGCAUCUAUCACCAUAUUCGAGCUAAAACCUUUUGAAAUAUU